Lolium perenne is the source of this 1821-nucleotide messenger RNA. RefSeq names its product mitochondrial metalloendopeptidase OMA1. Lineage: Eukaryota; Viridiplantae; Streptophyta; Magnoliopsida; Poales; Poaceae. Gene Ontology annotation, cellular component: membrane. The record is from RefSeq and is a predicted model, not a curated record. Gene Ontology annotation, molecular function: metalloendopeptidase activity.
CCGUGCCAUCUGGCAACUUCCACGAACCCACACCAAACCCCAGCUUCUAGCCUGUACGAUCACACCGCUCCCAAAAAUCCAACAAAAAUCCAACAAAAAUCACAACGGCAUGAACUACCUCAAGAACUCGCGCUCCUCCCUCUCCCGCCUCCUCCGCUACAAUCUCGCCGGCCGACCGCCGCCGCCGCCGCUCCCGGCGGGGCCGACCGCGCGGCACUACUACGCCUCCCCGCGGCUCCCGGGGCUCCUCCGCCCGUCCAGCCGAGGCCUCCUCCGCCACGACCCCACCGCCGCAUGCCGUCCACCGCCGUCUCCCCCUCCCCGGCACUACUUCACCUCCUCGCGCCGCCCGCAGGUCAUCCACUUCAGCCGCCGCCGCGGCGGCAGCGGCGGCGGCGGGGCGCGGUGGUACCACGACCGGCGCAAGCUCACCGCGGUGGUCCUCAUCUCCGGCGGCGCGGCGGUCGUCGUCUACUUCGGGAACCUCGAGACGGUGCCCUACACGAACCGCACCCACUUCAUCCUCGUCUCGCCCCGGCUCGAGCGGCAGCUGGGCGAGUCGCAGUUCGCGGAUCUCAAGAAGGAGCUGGCCGCCAAGAUCCUGCCCCCGCUGCACCCGGACAGCGUCCGCGUGCGCCUCAUCGCCUCCGAGAUCGUGCGCGCGCUCCACCGCGGCCUCGCCGACCGCCGCGCCGACGACUUCAGCGACGCCUCCUACGGCGACAUCUCCUCCGACCUCGCCAUCAGGAACCGCGACAUGGAUGCCGAGGACGUGAUGCAGCGCGCCUCGCCCGACAAGGACGCGGGCGCGGCCGCCGCCGCGCAGCGGAACGACGAGCUGCUCGAUGACCGGUGGGUCGCCGAGAGCCGGCGGCGGGGGAAGGCGCGGGGGGCGCAGCCGCAGACCAAGCAUCUCAACGAGCUCAACUGGGAGGUGAUCGUUGUCAGGGAUAACAUGGUCAACGCAAUGUGCUUGCCCGGCGGUAAAAUUGUUGUCUUCACUGGAUUGCUCGACCAUUUCAAGACUGAUGCUGAGAUCGCAACUGUGCUCUCCCAUGAGAUUGGGCACGCUAUCGCGAGGCACGUGCCAGAGAUGAUCACCAAGGGCAUGUGGUUUACUAUCUUGCAGAUUGUCAUCCUACAGUUUAUUUACAUGCCAGACUUGAUCAAUGCAAUGUCAAAUUUGCUUCUCAGGCUGCCCUUCUCGCGAAGGAUGGAGAUAGAGGCAGAUCACAUUGGACUCAUGCUACAAGCUUCUGCUGGUUUCGACCCACGCGUAGCUCCUACAGUCUACGAGAAGCUAGGAAAGAUCGCGGGAAAUCAAUCAGUGCUGAAAAACUACCUCUCCACUCAUCCUUCUAGCCAGAAACGGGCCGAGCUGUUGUCACGAGCCCAGGUAAUGGAGGAGGCGAUGCAGUUAUACAGAGAAGCUCGUGCUGGCCAUGGCACCGAAGGUUUCCUCUAAGGUUCUUGCUUUUUAGUAGCUGAUGCGGAGGGACGCUCUUGUUACCUGCACAGCUAUAUAGUAUGUAAGAAGAGCGUGCUCUGUGUCUGAAGAUGUAUGUUCUUUGCCUUGUUAUUACGGUCUGUUCUUGUCAGCCACGUUUGCCAAGCAGAUGGUAGCUGCUUAAUUUGUGAUUAGGAAAAAGGAAUAGAUGAUUGCUGUCAAUAAUUGGUGUCUCAGAGCAGCUUCUACAGCACAGGUUUCCUUGGUCUAUGGGGAUGUUCCUGAUGAUGUUGAUUACUACUUUUUUGUCAUCUAUUCAGCUUGUAGUCAGCUAGUCUUGGAAUAUUCAGAUCUCAACCACUAGUUUGUUUUCA